This is a messenger RNA of Capsicum annuum, 533 nucleotides long. RefSeq lists its product as uncharacterized. The record is from RefSeq and is a predicted model, not a curated record. The coding region runs from base 175 to 399 and encodes 74 amino acids. The transcript is spliced from 2 exons. Lineage: Eukaryota; Viridiplantae; Streptophyta; Magnoliopsida; Solanales; Solanaceae.
AAAAAAUGCAAAGCCAAUCACUAUUGCCUAUCCAUGUAAUUUCCUCAUCCUUUUCCCUUUUGUCCGUCCAUUGCGGGCCAAUUAGAAUCCGCCCCCUUUUUCCACAACCCGAACUGAGGAGCAGGCAAAUUAGCAGAAUAGGAGAAUACUAAUAUAACUAGUACAAACAGGAAAAUGUGGAAAGACAGAGGACCAGGAGUGAAGAUCCUCUGGCUUUGGGCCAUUGGAACGGCUGGCAUUUUAGUAACUAGUGUUGUGAGGACCAGACUCCGGGAUAUGGAGCAGCUCAUGAACGCUCAGCAACAAAAUCCUGGACCAAUUGACGCACCUCUGAUAAGCGACAAUGAUGAUCAUCAAUCAUUGAAUUCUGAGGAACUCAUUCGGGAGGAGAAAGGGUGAAGAAUGUUGUGCAUGCUAUAUGUUUGAUGAAAUCUCUGAAUUGUGAUUUUAAUUGUUCCUUACAUAAUUUGGAAUUAUUUGACUCUUUUCAGCUCUUUCAUGGUUUUUCCUUUAAUCUUUAUGUCAUUUUGCAA